AUGUCUAACUUGCAGAAGAUUAACGACAUCGAGGCGGAGAUCGCCCGCACGCAGAAGAACAAGGCGACUAUGGCACACUUGUGUCAACUCAAGGCCCGUCUCGCGCAGCUGAAGCGCGAGCUCAUCGCCUCGGAGUCAAAGAAGGGCGGCGGCAAGGGCGAGGGGUUCGACGUGCAGAAGACGGGUGACGCCCGCAUCGGUUUCAUUGGGUUUCCCUCUGUGGGGAAGUCGACGCUGUUGACGAAACUCACGUCGACGCACUCGGAGGUGGCGGCAUACGAGUUCACAACGCUCACGUGUGUGCCUGGCGUUGUGCAGUACCGAGGGGCGAAGCUGCAGAUGUUGGACCUGCCCGGAAUCAUCGAGGGCGCGAAGGAUGGAAAGGGUAGGGGUCGGCAGGUCAUCGCGGUGGCGCGCACCUGCUCCCUCAUCCUCAUCGUGCUGGACAUCGCCAAGCCGCUGCAGCACAAACUCAUCAUCGAGCGCGAGCUCGAUGGAUUCGGCAUCCGCCUCAACAAGCAGCCGCCGAACAUCGACAUACGAAAGAAGGACCGCGGCGGUAUUAGCAUCGCAUCCACCUGCCCCCUGACGAACAUGGACCACGACACGAUUAAAACAAUUCUGACCGAGUACCGCAUGAGCAACGCGGAUGUGAUGCUGCGGGGUGAUUACACCCCAGAUGAUUUGAUCGAUGUCAUUGAAGGAAACCGCAUCUACAUUCCCUGCAUCUACGUGCUGAAUAAGAUUGACCAAAUCAGCAUUGAGGAGCUUGAUAUAGUCUCCCGUAUUCCGCACAACUGCCCCAUCAGCGCACACCACGGGUGGAACCUUGACGGGCUGCUGGAGUGCGUGUGGGACCAUCUGCACUUCAUUCGCGUUUACACGAAGCCGCGUGGGCAGGUGCCGGACUACGAUGAGCCGGUCAUCUUGAAGAAGUUGCCGUCACCAACGGUAGAGCGGUUCUGUCUGCGUCUUCACCGGCAGAUGAUGAAAAGCUUCAAAUACGCGUGGGUGUGGGGGUCGAGCGUGAAGCACCAGCCGCAGCGUGUUGGGAAGGACCACCCGCUCGAGGAUGAGGACGUCGUUCAGGUUGUUAAGAAGGUUUAA
Trypanosoma grayi is the source of this 1107-nucleotide messenger RNA. RefSeq names its product developmentally regulated GTP-binding protein. NCBI's taxonomy places the organism in Eukaryota, Euglenozoa, Kinetoplastea, Trypanosomatida, Trypanosomatidae. The coding region runs from base 1 to 1107 and encodes 368 amino acids. Gene Ontology annotation, molecular function: GTPase activity; GTP binding. Gene Ontology annotation, cellular component: cytoplasm. Gene Ontology annotation, biological process: cytoplasmic translation. The transcript has a single exon. The record is from RefSeq and is a predicted model, not a curated record.